GAAGCUUUUCUGAGUACUUCCGGUGUAGUUUCAGUUGUCUCUCGGCGGUAGUGUGCGGAGUAUCUAAAUAUGUCUCACACAAUCUUGCUUGUCCAGCCCACCAAGAGGCCAGAAGGGAGAACUUAUGCAGACUAUGAAUCUGUGAAUGAAUGCAUGGAAGGAGUCUGUAAGAUGUAUGAGGAGCAUCUGAAGAGGAUGAACCCUAACAGCCCAUCCAUCACAUAUGAUAUUAGCCAACUGUUUGACUUCAUUGAUGAUCUAGCAGAUCUCAGCUGCCUUGUAUACCGAGCAGACACACAGACGUAUCAGCCUUAUAACAAAGACUGGAUUAAAGAGAAGAUCUAUGUGCUGCUGCGCCGGCAAGCCCAGCAAGCUGGAAAAUAAUUGCUGCAGCCUGUGUACAGGACGCCAGAAUUUUGUUUGUAAUAUAGUGUUUGUUUUUGUUUUUAUUAAUGCUAUAGGGAAUAAUGUGAUUUUGCCCAAUAGACAUUUUGUUUUCCAUAUUUUCCUAUAUAAUGGUAGCAUCCACUUCUUUCAGACCCCUUAUGGUCUAUUGAAGGCAGGGUCAAAUGUACAAGCUUUAGCAUUUAAGUGGAAAGAGAAAUAAUAAACAUGUUGUUGAAACUGUU
Molecule: messenger RNA, 629 nt
Organism: Bombina bombina (fire-bellied toad)
Lineage: Eukaryota; Metazoa; Chordata; Amphibia; Anura; Bombinatoridae
Gene: ERH
Product: ERH mRNA splicing and mitosis factor
Exons: 4
Coding region: 70-384 (104 amino acids)
Source: RefSeq, a predicted model, not a curated record